CGUGCGCGUGUGCUGUGGCGUGCGGUUACAGUGUACUGUGCGGGCAUCGGCGGCUGCAAAUGAAAGUUCGGAGCAAUGUCGCACGUUAAGAUCAGAGCGUGCUCCAUAAUACUUAAAGACCACUUUGGCUCCGUUGUGCAGUCUGUCGGCGAAUGUCUUCUUAAAGUGUCAUGGAGAAGUUUGGGCGAAAUAGCAAGGGCGACCAAUCUGCCACUUGCCAAGAUCAAGAAGUCUUUGAUGGUCCUGAUUCAUCAGAAUCUUGUGGAUUUCGAAGCUCAUCCCAAGGGAACUGUCAAGUACUCCAUAAACGCCGACCGCGUUUUAUGUAUGCUCCGAUAUUCGCGUUACAUAUACUGCACAAAAAUGCUGUAUGGUGAUGCAGGUGAAUUCAUUAUUGAGGAAGUGCUGCUGAACGGCAGAUUGUGUAUGUCCCUUGUCCUCCAAAAAGUGCUAGAAAGACUACAAGGAGCUGGCACAGCAGAGGACGUGAAUGAGUUUGACCAUACACAUCCUUUGUUUUUGGCACAGCUGAGUCGUCAGGUGCUGGAAUGGUGCUACAAGGCACUGGCCAACAUGAUGCUGAGGAGGAUUCACAUCACUGAUGACCUUAAACGACUCCUGGACAAGAAGCAGCGGGUGGACCUCAUCUUGUCUACCAUGCAUCCAAACAACUCCACGCCCGAACAGAUUGCAGAGGUUAAAGAAAUGGUCACUCCCCCGGAAAGGAAACAGCUCGCCUACGUCAGGCAUGUCACCUCCAAGAUAGGGCUUGGUGAAGUGCAACUGGAUGAAACCAUCCUCAUACUGCAGCUCUACAUUCUCUCAUUGUCAAAAUAGGCACGUCACCUUCUAGAUAGGGCUCGAUGAAGUGAAGCUGUAUGAAACCAUUCUUAUACUAAAGCUCUAAAUUCAGUCACUGUCAAAAUAAAUUAUGCAAACAUUGCAAUGAC
This is a messenger RNA of Dermacentor silvarum, 950 nucleotides long. Its product is annotated as DNA-directed RNA polymerase III subunit RPC3-like. Gene Ontology annotation, molecular function: single-stranded DNA binding. The record is from RefSeq and is a predicted model, not a curated record. The transcript has 6 exons. NCBI's taxonomy places the organism in Eukaryota, Metazoa, Arthropoda, Arachnida, Ixodida, Ixodidae. Gene Ontology annotation, cellular component: RNA polymerase III complex. The coding region runs from base 76 to 837 and encodes 253 amino acids.